This is a messenger RNA of Columba livia (rock pigeon), 432 nucleotides long. RefSeq names its product pyroglutamylated RFamide peptide (gene QRFP). The record is from RefSeq and is a predicted model, not a curated record. Bases 1 to 432 code for a protein of 143 amino acids. NCBI's taxonomy places the organism in Eukaryota, Metazoa, Chordata, Aves, Columbiformes, Columbidae. The transcript has 2 exons. Gene Ontology annotation, molecular function: neuropeptide hormone activity; orexigenic neuropeptide QRFP receptor binding. Gene Ontology annotation, biological process: neuropeptide signaling pathway; behavior.
AUGUCGAGCACCUUCCUCUGUGCUUGCAUUAACCAGGCACGGCAGAUGAGAGCACCCUACUCGCUGUCCUGCCUCUUCCUCCUGAGCCUGGGGACCUGCUUCCCCCGCAGCGAGCGGCAGGAGCUGGGAGACCCCAGGGAAGGGACGGCGCUCAAGCCCAGCUGGCCAGCGGUGGCCGAGGACUCGGGUGCCGGCUGGAGGGCAGGAGGGACGCGGAGCAGCGGCGAGGGGCUGAGCAGGCUGCUGGGCAUCGCCCGGGGGCUGCGGGGCCACGGCAAGGAGGGCAGCGGGCAGCGGCUGGGCAGGCAGGGGGGGCUCCCGCUGCUGCCGGCCGGAGGGGAGAAGCGCAGCGGCACGCUGGGGGACCUGGCCGAGGAGCUCACGGGCUACAACAGGAAAAAAGGGGGUUUCACCUUCCGCUUCGGGAGAUGA